Molecule: messenger RNA, 5493 nt
Organism: Danio aesculapii
Lineage: Eukaryota; Metazoa; Chordata; Actinopteri; Cypriniformes; Danionidae
Gene: samd10b
Product: sterile alpha motif domain containing 10b
Exons: 5
Coding region: 1-384 (127 amino acids)
Biological process (GO): cell surface receptor protein tyrosine kinase signaling pathway
Cellular component (GO): cytoplasmic side of plasma membrane
Molecular function (GO): protein binding
Source: RefSeq, a predicted model, not a curated record
AUGGGGUUCGAGUCCGGUGAGGAACGUUUCCAGAAAGCUGGAAUUGAAUGGAUCCAGCCAGGAGAGGCCUUCACUGUGUACCACACCAGCCCGACGCUUUCCAGCUUAUGCAAACCCGUGGUGCUGUGGACCCAGCAGGACGUGUGUAAGUGGCUGAAGAAACACUGUCCCCACAACUACCUGACCUAUGUGGAGGCCUUUUCUCACCACGCCAUCACAGGUCGAGCGCUGCUGCGGUUGAAUGGAGAGAAGCUGGCAAGGAUGGGGAUCAUCCAGGAGACACUGAGACAGGAGGUGCUGCAGCAGGUCCUUCAGCUGCAGGUCAGAGAGGAGGUGCGCAACCUACAGCUGCUCAGCAGAGCUUCCUUCGGCAACAUUUCUUAGCUCAUCUGUCCUUUGGCAGCUCUCUCGACUUCCCGGGAGAUACAGGAAGCCUUAUUCCCAACUGUAACAGACAUUUCGAGAGAAAGAGAGAGACUCUGCCUGCCUGUGGAUCAGUGGAGGAGACUGUUAACUUGACACCAGUUUAACAGACAGGACUGCCUUUUUAUGAAGAAAUUGAUAGGAUUUCAGACACUCAAAAUGACAAAGGCUACUCUACAACUGUAAUAUAGUGAUAAGAUUCAAGUUUCACCUCAUCUCUACAAAACCUACAGCACCAACCAGAGCUCUGUCAGACAGCACUUAGAUCAAGACCUCUCAAUGGAUCCAAAUCUGAAGUUGAACUAUUAUCUCAGUUGAUGUCAUGGAGCGAUUUGUCUCAGUAGCCUUGAUCCCCCCCUUCCCCCUCCCACCAACCCUGAGGUUUAAAGUGUUUGGAUAUCAGACAGCCUUGCUCUUUUAACCAAGCAACACUCACUCAACAUGGACGUAGAUGCAAUGCUGAACAAAUCCUGUUUCUACAAGUGUAGGAACAGACAACCCCUCCUCCUACCUCUCACGAUAGAUUGUAUCAUUCGAUUUACAAUAGACUUAAGGCAUGACAUUUGAUUAUCUGAAAUUUCCACACUUCAGGCUAAGGACUUUUGACCACACCGAUCAAAACAACUGCAUAAUUUUUGAAGGACCCUUUCUUUUAAAAUGAACUUUAAACAUUGAAUGUUAAUACUAUCAGAUGUGCACACCUAAAAACUGACCAUUGUUUUGCUUUUCUUCUCAGGUCGUUUAUUUACAUUCUAUGCUGUAACCUUCAUUUAAAUGUCAUUUUGAAAUCACACAAUGUAGUUGUUCAGGUUUUCUCUUAAUAUACAAAGAAUAUAUCAGAGUAUGAAUAUACCUUUACCCUAGGAGUUGAGGCCCAUUCACACCAAAGACAAUAACUAUAAUGGUAAAGAUAUUGUUCCAUUUUUCUUAAAUUAAAAUCACUGAUAUAAGGAUAAUGGCAGAUAAUAAGAGUAAGGUUGGGAAAAAGUCCAACUGAUAAUUUAUAAAAAAACAUUGAAAACCAAUUUAAUGAAUCCAUUGGUUUCAAUGUUAGUAUUUAUAAUAUUUAUCAAUCUUAAUGUGAACGGGCCUUUAGAGUAUGUGUCUAGAUUAUUGUCCCUUGUAGAAAUCCCAGUUGUCCUUAUUUACAAAGCAAUAAUGUAAAGUCGUGCCACAUGCCUGCAUGGCUAGACCUAUUAGAGACUGUUUUCAGCUACAUAAACAAUCAUAAACUUUAAGUCUGAAAUAUACUUCACACAAGAGAAGGUUUCUGCAUUCUAACUGAAUUUGGUGUUGAAUUCCAAGAUGACUCAAUGUGUAAUCCACUGCAAUUAAAUGUCACCCUUUCUAUUCUAAUCACCAUGCUCUAAAUGAGAUUCUAACUUUUCCCAAGAUUUUUUAUAAAGUUUCCAUUAUGGGAGCUAGGGAGGCUUUACUAUAGAGUCUAAUGUCAAUAGUACACCUCAUAAGCCGGUGUGGGGGGUGAGGAAGGUUUAAAGCUGUUACCCAUUACACUCAACCUCUUAAACUUCACUCCCAUCUGGGUGUCAUAGCACCAACAAAUCCCCUCUGGUCUUGGGAUGCAUCAAGUGGGACUCAAGCCACUGUUUCUGUCAAGGACAUUAAGCAUCCAACAAAAUUGUUUAAAAUUGGAGCCUCUAUUAUCAGGCACUAUCCACUGUUGCUGGCCUUAUUUACACAGACAGACCUAAAGCUAAUUUCUACCCGGGUCAUGGCAUCAGUGUAACCCCUGUGGUUCUACACACUUUGGACCAAAUCUGUGAUUUUGGGAAGGGAGGCAGACAUGCUAACGCCCCCAUUUACACAAGGCGUCAGCGUCAAUGCUUCCCAUUCACUUUGAACGGGUGACGUCAGGCAUUGUCGAACUGCAUUGUGGAUUCGUCGGCGCCGGUUCAGUGGCGUUGCUUGCUGCAGAAGUUGGGAAAUUCUCAACUUUUGAAGCGACAAUGGAAGCGUCAGCCAAUCAAAUCGCUUAAUGCAAAUACCCCAGCUCACACAGUAGCCGAUUGCGGACUAAUUUCAUUGGCUGAUGCUGCUAUGACGAUCGCGUCAACCCCAACUUCAGACACGCCCUUAGUCAAGCCUUGACGCUGAAGCCCUGUGUGAAUGCACAGGAAGCCAAUAACUGCAAACUAUAGCAUCAGUCAUAUUUGUGUCUCUUGAGGCUAGGUUUACUCACACAGCUUUGGGACAUGACACCAAUUUGACUCUUCCUAUUUUACUCACCCCAUAGCCAGUGGGAUUCGAACCAAUGUCUUCAACUGUAGAUGUGGGUAACACUAUUAAGGACACAAAAGGCUCAGAUUCUAGCUACCACUUGAGGCCUGGAGAGUGAGAUGUAAAGCUUUUACCAAUUGUCGAAACCUCACUCCCUUAUGGGUCACAAAACUGACAAAGAUCCUAUGGAAAUGAAGCCAAACCACUGUUUCGGCAAAGAUGGCAAGCACCCAACAAAAACAUUUAAAACUGGAGAAUCUAGCACAAGGCACAAGUCGUUGUUGUUGUCUUCAUUUACAUACCCAAGCCUAAAGCUCAAUUCCACACGGGGUCACGGCACCAGUGUAACCCCUCUGGCUCUACACUAAUUGCUCCAAGCAUGGGCUCACAUUUGUGUUUUUUGGCAGGGAAUGUAGAUGCAUUAAUACGAACUGCAGGUUCUAAUGUCAGUCAUAUUUGCACCUCUUGAGGCUAGAUUACAUACAUACCUGUUCUAUUGUACUCACCCCACUCUAAGUGGGAUUCUGACCAUUGUGUCUGACAUGAGAAGUGGAUACACUAACAACACACCCUCUAGCCUUCUUUGAGGUUUACCCAUACAACUAAUACGAGAUAGCUUCCACUACACAUUUAAAUUUGGGUCACGGCACCAUUGUGAACCCUUCCAUUCUACUCACUAUACUCCAAGUGAAAAUCAAACCAGUGUCUAUGACAUGAGAAGUGGGUACACUACCAAGGACACAAAAGGAUGCAGCUACUAGCAUUAGUUGCUCCUGCAUCUCUUGAGUCGGAGUAAUGAUGAUUACCCAUUCAACUAAUAAUAGGCAGCUUCCACUACACACACUGCACUCCGGGUCAUGGCACCGAUGUGAACCCUUCCAUUAUACUCACCUCACUCCAAGUGGGAUUCAAACCAGUGUCUUUGACAUGAGAAGUAGGUACACUACCAAGGACACAAAAGUCAUUUCACCAACAUAACCAAUUCAUUUCUACUUGCCCUGCUCAAAUCAUGAUUUGAACAGGCAUUUCCAGAAUGUUAGAUGGGUGUACUAACAAGGAUGCUGAAGACCAUAGUCUCUAGUGUUAAUUGGUUCAGUUGGUCUCAAGUGAUAGUUUUCCACUCCAGGUCAAGGCAGAAAUGAUUACCCACACAGCUCUUACUAUUCAGCCUUUGUUACAGGUUUCUCUUUGAGGUCAACUACUGUGAUGGCGGAAGAGUGGAUUGAAGUAGUUUGUGGAUUCAGUGUUUUAAUCCUGUUGGUGUUUGUUGGGUUUCCCAGCAUACUAAAUCCAAAAUCCAACUUUAAAGGAGCACUCCACUUUUAUUUAUUUAUUUUUUUAAAUAGGCUAAUUUUACUAUUUGCAUAGCGUUAAAUGGUGGGAUCAGAUUAGACCAAUAGCAUCUCUCUCAAAAAUGACCAAAAGGAUUCGAUAAUUGACCUUAUCUAACAGUCUAGAUCAAUAAAUAUAGGAACUGUUUUCUCAUUCUGGUGUGAUAAUUAAGGAUUUUUGCUGCUGUACUUUGGUUGCAUUAGGCACAGUGAUAUUCUGCAGCUCCUGAAAAUAGUCCCUAGCUGGGAAAUUAGGUAACAGUGAUGUGAAAUAUUAUUGUGCCAGCUGCAGCCAUGGUAUGGCAGCAAAUUUCCCAGAUUAUUAUGCCAGAAUGAGAGUAUAGUUUCUAGGCAUACUGACCUAAAACACAUGUGUCAAACUCAGUUCUUGGAGGACCGGAGCUCUGCACAGAUUAAUUCCAACCCUAAUUAAACAGACAUGAUUUAACUAAUUGAGUGCUUCAGGCUUGUUUGAAACAUGCAGUUAAGUGUGUUGAAGCAGGGUUGAAACUAAACUGUUCAGGGCUGCAGCCCUCUAGGAUCUGAGUUUGACAUCCCUGACCUAGAAAAUAUUAACAUUUCAUUUUCCCUUGGUCUUAGUACACAAUGUAAGUACAUAAAAGUGAAGGUUUAGUCAGGAAAAUUAAAAAUACACUUUUCAGAGAGAGAAAUGCUAAUGGUCUAAUCUGAUUAAAUUAUUUAUGCUAAGCUAAGAUAAAAUGCUCAUCCCAGACCCGGAGAACAGUUGUAUGGAUUCAAAAAUAGUAAAACUCCAGUGUUUAACUUUAGGGUAAACUUGUAAAAUGAGCCAUUACCAAAAAGUGAAGUGUUCCUUUAAACGUUUGAUAUGUUGCUGGUUGUGUAAGCUAGCCUUUAGAGAAAUCAGGUUUGUUAUCGCAGGAAGUCAAUAAGGCAUGCUAUGUAUUUACUAUAGAGAGACCAUUUAUUUUCUCUAGUAUGUUAAAGGACCUUUGGCGGAGAGAAUGUAAUUAUUUGCAUUAUUUCAUUAGUUUUGCUAAAUCCUGAAUAGUCCAACACUCAACUGCACUGUGAUACGAUAGUGUGGUUUUAAGCAGGCUUAAAUGUUUGUGUUCAGAGAAUAGGGCCGGAGUUACUGUAAAAUCCUAUUUUACAAAGGAUAUAGAUUGAUUGUCGGAUGCUUAUGACACCAGUCAUUGUUCAUGGCUUUUGCACACUGUACUCAAACUGAUGAAAAUCUAGCCUCGUGAAGCACACCAAUCCAGACUAUCCAGGUUAAAAGUGUUUAUAUGGGACUGACAGGCUGGAAUUACAUUUGAAAUUCAUGUGACAGAAGAAAGAUGUCUUUCCAGAGGGUUUUGCUGACUCUUUAAAUCUGGCACACUAUUUUUUUUUUCUCUCCAGACACGUAAAGGGUUUCUUUUAGAUCUUGUUAUGCAAAAAAAUGAGGGAAAUGAACAUUGGUUAUGUAAUGACCUGCUACUAAUAUGAUUAUACAAGACGUAGUGUGGCAUAGACAGCU